Molecule: messenger RNA, 1044 nt
Organism: Tauraco erythrolophus (red-crested turaco)
Lineage: Eukaryota; Metazoa; Chordata; Aves; Musophagiformes; Musophagidae
Source: RefSeq, a predicted model, not a curated record
AAGGAGAAGGAUCGGCAGUGCCGGGGGCUGGAGCUCAUCGCCUCUGAGAAUUUCUGCAGCAGAGCGGCACUGGAAGCCCUGGGCUCCUGCCUCAACAACAAGUACUCUGAAGGGUACCCUGGCAAGAGGUACUACGGGGGAGCCGAGGUGGUGGACCAGAUCGAGCUGCUGUGUGAGCAGCGGGCUCUGGAGGCGUUUGACCUGGAUCCUGCCCGCUGGGGUGUCAAUGUUCAGCCUUACUCAGGGUCUCCAGCCAACUUCGCAGCCUACACAGCCCUGCUGCAGCCCCAUGAUCGCCUGAUGGGGCUGGACCUGCCUGAUGGGGGCCACCUCACACACGGGUACAUGUCGGACAUCAAGAGAAUCUCAGCAACAUCCAUCUUCUUUGAGUCGAUGCCCUACAAACUCGAUGUGAGCCGAGAGGGGCAGGUUCUUGGGGGAAGAGGGGGAAUCUGCUGGCUGAGCUGUUGGUCUCGGUUGACCCCCCAUGCCCCCUGUCUCCAGGUGUGCGAGGAGGUGAAGGCGUAUCUGCUGGCGGACAUGGCACAUAUCAGCGGGCUGGUGGCAGCCAAGGCCAUCCCUUCACCCUUCGAGCACGCGGACCUGGUCACCAGCACCACGCACAAGACCCUGCGCGGCGCCAGGUCAGGACUGAUCUUCUACCGCAAGGGCGUGCGCUCGGUGGACAAGAAGACAGGCAAGGAGACACUCUACGACCUGGAGGACAGGAUCAACUUUGCUGUCUUCCCCUCUCUGCAAGGGGGACCCCACAACCACGCCAUCGCUGCCGUGGCUGUGGCCCUCAAACAGGCCAGCUCGCCAGCUUUCCGCCAGUACUGCCAUCAGGUGCUGAAGAACGCCAAAGCCAUGGCACAGGCCCUGCUGCAGCGCGGUUACACCCUGGUGUCAGGUGGCACCGACAACCACCUGGUGCUGGUGGACCUGCGGCCCAAAGGCAUCGAUGGCGCACGGGCUGAGCGGGUGUUGGAGCUCGUCUCCAUCACUGCCAACAAGAACACGUGCCCGGGGGACAAGAGCGCGCUC